GUCUCUCUUCCUCCUCUUCACUCUCUAUCCUACACAGCAACAAUCACCGCUACCAAAAGCUAAAAAGAUAUAAAGACCAUCCCUCAAAGCUCGGUGCAACGACCCAUCACCACCGACCGGAUUCACAUUUCUCGAUUUCUUCCAAACCACCGCCCACCGCCUUUACUCCGGCAGUUUUCCGUCCGACCGAGCUACAUUCGCCGCCGGAAAAGGGAACUCCACUCCUAGCUGCGCCUCCAGCUCAGCACCUCUCUCUUCAGCGGCUACCACCGCCGGAGCUUGCGCGUAUCCAUCUAUCGCGGCGGUGAUCGAGGCAUUUGGAUUUCGUUUCUGGUCAACCUUACAGAAGUUUGAGUCUCUUCGAGGCGUGCUAAGCACCCGAUUUCUCCCUGGCUUGAGUCUCCCUGUUCGUAGCUGGCAACGGUUGCGUCAAGUGGCAAUGAGGAAGGAAUAAAGGUAGGCAGGGUAGAGCUCCCUUGAUCAUGAGACUAUACAAUCUCUAAUGGGUUGGCUGAAAAAAAUAUUUCGAGGCUCCAAACAUAAGAUUUCAAAAGGUCAAUGUGAUUGGACUUACGAAGGGCACAGAGAUGAGAACCAUCCAUCUACUUCAUUGGACUCAUGGUCGGAUGCUGAAGAUGUAAGUAGUGGUAUUACAUUAUCCUUAUCAGAGGAGGACCAUAGAGGGAAAAAUGUAAUUGAUAGUGAACCAGAGUUAAACAAUGAUGAACAACUUGCCAGAGCUCUACAAGAUAGCUUGAAUGUUGAAUCUCCACCUUGGCAGGGAAACCCAAAUGGCAGCUGGCAGGGAUAUGGACAUAGUCAUGGUCAUGGUCAUGGAAACUUCUAUCAACCUUUACCCUAUCCAGCACACUAUAGUUUGCUGUGUGCUGGUUGUAACAAUGGGAUUGGUCAUGGACGCUUCUUGAAUUGCAUGGGUACAUUUUGGCACCCAGAGUGUUUUAGAUGUCAAGCCUGCCACCAUCCAAUAUCUGAUUAUGAGUUUUCUAUGUCAGGAAGUUUUCCCUAUCAUAGAACUUGCUACAAGGUACAUUAUCACCCGCAGUGUGAUGUCUGCAAACACUUUAUCCCUACAAAUGCAGCAGGACUGAUCGAAUACCGUGCACACCCUUUUUGGUGUCAGAAGUACUGCCCUUUUCAUGAGCAUGAUGGAACAGCACGGUGCUGUAGUUGUGAGCGGAUGGAGGCACGGGAAACAAGAUCGGUCACACUUGGUGACGGUCGGAAGCUAUGUACGGAGUGUUUGGACUCGGCAAUUAUGGAUUCAAAUGCGUGUCAGCCCCUUUAUAUUGAUAUACAAGAAUUCUACGAAGGGCUGAACAUGAAAGUGGAACAGAAGGUCCCUUUGCUCUUGGUUGAGAGGCAAGCAUUGAACGAAGCCAUGGAUGGAGAGAAAUAUGGGCAUCAUCACAUGCCUGAGACCAGAGGACUCUGCCUUUCUGAGGAACAAACCAUCAGCAGCACUUCUGUAAAUGGCGCCAUAGACAUGCGGACAGAACCAUAUAGAUUGACACGUCACUGUGAAGUGACUGCAAUUCUUAUCCUGUAUGGUCUUCCUAGGCUUUUGACGGGAUCAAUCCUAGCACAUGAGUUGAUGCACGCCUGGCUUCGACUUAGAGGUUAUAGAACUAUGAGCCAAGAUGUAGAAGAAGGGAUAUGUCAAGUGAUGGCUCAUAUGUGGUUGGAAUCUCAGAUUGAGUCACUUUCGUCAUGCUGCAACGAUAGUGCCUCCUCAUCAUCAAACCAUGGUGAUGUUGUGUACGAAAGGAAACUCGGGGAUUUCUUCAAACACCAAAUCGAAUCUGAUACCUCACCCAUUUAUGGAAACGGGUACAGAGCGGGUAAGAUGGCGGUUCUGAAGUACGGGUUGCAGGGUACACUUGAACAUAUUGGGAUGACUGGUACCUUUCCGUAUUGAUAGAGGUAUAGUGAGUGAGUGGUCUUUUGUUCUUUAAAUUAAUUGAAUUAAUUAAUUCCCUCCUCCCCUGGUAUCGAGAUUGGUCCAUUUUUAUUAACAUAUGGGCCAUUCUUCUUGUAGCCAUUGGUCAAAGUCAGGGGCAAUCCUAACAUUUUGUCCUAUCCAUAUAUGAAUGUAUCAUUUGGUUCAGAUCAAUGCAAGAAAAAAUUCAGUAUUUUUUCGACUAUGAACAAAAAUAUGAAGUGCUUUGUUGAUGAAUUUGCA
Cuscuta epithymum is the source of this 2200-nucleotide messenger RNA. Lineage: Eukaryota; Viridiplantae; Streptophyta; Magnoliopsida; Solanales; Convolvulaceae. The record is from the annotation of a GenBank genome assembly.